Molecule: messenger RNA, 583 nt
Organism: Neopelma chrysocephalum (saffron-crested tyrant-manakin)
Lineage: Eukaryota; Metazoa; Chordata; Aves; Passeriformes; Pipridae
Gene: MRPL55
Product: mitochondrial ribosomal protein L55
Exons: 3
Coding region: 79-543 (154 amino acids)
Biological process (GO): translation
Cellular component (GO): mitochondrial large ribosomal subunit
Molecular function (GO): structural constituent of ribosome
Source: RefSeq, a predicted model, not a curated record
GGGGGGGGGGGAAGCCAUAGCAGAGCCAAACCCUGCCAGAAGCUGCGACGGGGAAGGGAUGUUGAGGCUCUCCCUGUGAUGGGAACACCAGUGUCACCCCAGGAGCUCUCUCCUUGUCCCCAGGGUGUCCCUGGGCUGUGUCCCCUGCUCCGUGUGCUCCGUGGGGGUCCCGAGUCUCCCACCUGUGCUGGGAUGGCCGCGAGCCGGGCCCUGAGUGUCCUGUACCCCUGUGCCGUGUCCCGGCUCCCUCUGGCCGCCUCCACCCGCAGCAAUUCCAACCGCGCCUCCGUGUCCCACCUGCACCGGCAGCACUACGGGCGCCUCUACCCCGUCCUGCUGGUGGGCACCGACGGCUCCACCACCCGCCUGCGCUACCAGGAGCCCAAGAGGAUCCUCAUGCUGCCGCUGGACAGCACCACGCUGCCCGAGGCCGAGCGCAGGGCCCGUCUGCGCCGGCAGUUCCCCGGCAAACCCAAGCCCAAGACCGAGGAGACCUUCGAGGGCAUCGACCUGGAGACCUACAAGAAGUUUUGGAAGAAGUGAACGCAGAAUAAAUAAAUAAAUAAACAAGCAAACCAACCAA